Fusarium poae is the source of this 1122-nucleotide messenger RNA. RefSeq lists its product as uncharacterized. The coding region runs from base 1 to 1122 and encodes 373 amino acids. The record is from RefSeq and is a predicted model, not a curated record. The transcript has a single exon. NCBI's taxonomy places the organism in Eukaryota, Fungi, Ascomycota, Sordariomycetes, Hypocreales, Nectriaceae.
AUGGAUAGAAGGUAUAUCCAACGACACAUCAUUGACUACGACGAAGACAUGAUGCAAGACGCUAUGGCGAUUAUUCUUAUCCCACACUGGCCUAUAACUAGCAAAGAAGAACCAGAUGAGGAUAUUGUAAAAAGAGCACGCGCAGUUUUAGAAGAUUGGUCAAACGGACAGCUUCCUCAUCCUACCCAACACGACCAUGCCACGUCUCAAUUGAACGAACUGCAUAACCGGAUCUUGGUUCUCGCAGAGGACUACAUCACCAAAGCCACCGCUUCCUUUCCUCCGCGGGAGUACCUUUGUCUGCCGCAGAUACAACGGCCAUCAGCCAAUGGGCAUCUUAUGUUCAAAGGUGUAAAAGUGGCACGGCGAUUUGAUCUCGCAGACCUUACGGCAUCAGAAAAGAAAAGGGUUUUUAAAGCAUUCAUGAGGCAUGAACUGAUGAGUAGGGCCAAUAGUCUCUUUCCCUGGGAAACACGAGAAAUACAUGUGCCAAAGCGUUUGGUCGGUAAAGCGGAGUCGCACGGUAUUAUCUGUGUCCGCGACUACUAUUGCUCUCUCUAUGGGGCGAUGUUUGCGCAGUGCAGCGAUUCUCAGCUUCCGAGUAGCCCAACCGGGACUACCCUCAAAACUGAUCUCAAGUUUCCUGACACUUUUCACUUCGAUGCAAACACUUACGCACAUGAAUUAGAUCUACACGAUGCCACCUGGCGGGAAGAGUUUCCCGAUUUUGCGUCUUGGUUCUCACGACUCGGGAUUGAUCGUCUCACAGAAUUCCUUCGUUAUGACAUGGGUAACGAGGAUGACAGAGAUGCCCUUUUUGAUCACCUUCAAGACACCUGGUUCAAUGGUGGUAAGAAGUACGGCUUCGGCUUGGACGUACCGUGGGCAUCAAUCUUCAACGUAUCGAGAUCGAGUCACAACGCUUGUUACGAUUCAAACAUGUUUAAACAGUUAUCUGGAUCAUUCGAGAAAUUUCUCCAAUGGGAUAUCGCACGGCAACGGGCUUGGGUAUUUUUCGAUGACACUCGCCUUUACCCUCAAGAGACCAUCGAGCGACCAAAUUUCCCGUCAAGCAGUUUUCUCCAGGAGAAAACCAUCCAGACAAACUCGGUUCACGACUGA